UCAAGCUCACAGUAUCGACUCGGGUUAAUUAAGUGAAAGGUGUGAUAAAUUAUAAUAAGAUAAGAAUUUCAUGAAUUAAAGUACCCCUCAAAUGUUUUAGUAUUUUCGUUUAAGUCAAGUUUAAUCGGAGUUUUUGUGUAUUUUGUGUUGUAUUUCGUGAAUCUUGGAAACGAGUAUGGAUAGAUUCACCUCUUUAUAGUUACCGGAUUACGUCCAGUGUCGAUCUCCUGGAGUCUGAUCCAAACGAAUCUAGCGACGACAUGCUUUCCUCAAGUUGCCAGUCUUCAAACUUGAAGAGAAAGAGGCUUUCAUCAGAACAUAAGUCUGAUGAAGACCAAGACAUAGAAAAUCUGCCAAAAAAUGAGGAGAAGAAGUACAAAGAUGACAGUCGUGUUGAAGCUAGUUGUUCCUUUGAGCGGGAAGGAGAACGCCGACAGCCGUUCUCCGAACUCAAGAUCGUAAAAGACUCAAACAUCGAAUCCCUCGUGUCAGACCAGGAGAGGCUGUCACUGUCAGACGUAGAGACAAAUUCUCCCCUCGGCUCCUGCGAUGUCGCCAGGUUGUCAGAUCUCAGUCCGUCAGCGUCUCCCUGCCCACUCACUCCCGGUACCUCCAGCGUCCAAGCCCUUAGUAACUACCAGUACGAGGACCUAAGGCUGGACAGGCUCAACCCCCUCCCCCCGAUGUCCUGGGCCGACCUGCCGACGCUGUGGCAACUCAUGUGCGACAAAGACGAAGAGAGCCUCAAGUUACGGGACUCGGAAUUGUUCGCACAACAUCCAAGUCUACAGUUCCGCAUGCGCUCCGUACUGUUAGACUGGAUUAUGGAGGUUUGUGAAGUGUACAAACUGCAUAGGGAAACGUAUCAUCUUACGCUGGACUACAUAGACCGAUAUCUCUCCUCUCAAACUGACAUUCCGAAACAACAACUUCAACUGAUAGGUAUCACAUGUCUUCAACUAGCCGCCAAAAAUGAAGAAAUUUACCCACCAAAAAUGGUAGAUUUUGCUUAUGUAACGGAUGGGGCAUGCAGUGAAGCGGAAAUUCUUGCCAAGGAAUUAGUAGUCUGCGAGGCGUUGGGCUGGCUGCUGAACCCCGUGACACCCCUUUACUGGCUGAAGGUGUUUCUGCAAAUCGCAUAUCAAAACCAGGCUCGCCACGACCUCGGAUUCUACUUUCCCCAAUUCUCCCCGACGCUGUACACGCGGGUGGCAACGCUGCUGGACUUUUGUACCUUGGACGUUGGAUCCCUCAGGUUUUCCUACAGUGUGUUGGCGGCCGCGGCGAUCUACCUCGCCUGUAGCACAGAGCUGGCCGUUCAAGUCUCAGGUUUGGCAGAGGAAGAUAUAAUGCCAUGUGUCGACUGGAUGUCCGUAUUCUGGAAAACGCUGAAGGAUGAGAACACGGAAUACUCCAAGAAGUAUUCUCGACUUCCCCCUGGGAUUACGAAGGCUGCGUUGGUGGACGACUCUUUCAACCUUCAGAAGCAUGACCCUGUCAAUCUUCCGUUGCUGGACUCAGCACUGGAAGAAGCUGCCAAGUCUUGCCUCCUGACUCCGCCGUCCAGCAGCAAGAAGAGCAGCGUACAGACUGACCGAACGUAAAGACUACAACACUGGCGUGAAACUUCGACAUCCAUACACUUCAAGCAAUAUAGCGACGUUGGCCAAAGAGUGUAUAUCAUAGCUAAUUAAUUUCCACCUCUUUUCCAACAAUUUUGUACUGAGCGGAUUCGUUACUUUUUUCAUCAACGUUUUUAGAAAAACUUUUAGGAAGACAUCGAUUUUAGUUACAAUUGUAUAUAGCGAUAGAUCAGCGGAAAUACAUCAGUGGGUAUGUGUCUGGUGUCGGACGGAUUACCAGUCGUGAUUUUUAACAUAAAAUACGCUUACUAUUUUACUAUUAGGAUGUUAAGUUAGCUCGAGAAAGACAAACCUCUGAAGAUUUGUGUAUUUGUCUGAAGUUUGUGAUUUCAAUUGCAUCGUGGUUCUGAAAAGCUUGGAUCAGCAAUAUUUAAAACAUCUUAGUGAUUUCCUAGUUGUAUUUGUCUUUUAUUGAGGUAAUUCGUACCCAUAGUAAUCUUGCGAGAUUUUGAUUUUGGGUAGCAUUUUGGAAAUGUUUACUUAUUAUUGGUUGUGUUUUGAUAUUUUUUUGUAAACAGUUCUGUUCCUGACAAAUCAUCCCGAAUGAUGCAUAAACAUUGGAAUUUUGAUAAAACCAAUUGUAUUUUAUCACGUUUUUUUAAAAAUAAUUUUUGAUUUUUAAAACUGUUUGCAACAGGAUUGGCUGUUUUUAGAACUCAAAUCUUAUGUUUGAACAUGUAAGAACUUUCUUUUGUUUAACUUACCAUUAGUCGUAGCCUUUUAGUAAAUAGGUUAAAGAGACUGUAAAGAUAAAUAAGAAUAUAUUUAGAGAGUGUUAUUAAAAGGUUUAUCUAAUGAAUAGAUUGUAAAAAUAUAUAACUUCGGUUUUAUUGUAAAAUACGAAACAAUAAAGUUUAUUGCGUUAA
This is a messenger RNA of Macrosteles quadrilineatus (aster leafhopper), 2509 nucleotides long. RefSeq names its product G1/S-specific cyclin-E1-like. Gene Ontology annotation, cellular component: cytoplasm; centrosome; nucleus. The record is from RefSeq and is a predicted model, not a curated record. The coding region runs from base 261 to 1604 and encodes 447 amino acids. Gene Ontology annotation, biological process: regulation of cyclin-dependent protein serine/threonine kinase activity; G1/S transition of mitotic cell cycle. The transcript is spliced from 12 exons. Gene Ontology annotation, molecular function: cyclin-dependent protein serine/threonine kinase regulator activity. NCBI's taxonomy places the organism in Eukaryota, Metazoa, Arthropoda, Insecta, Hemiptera, Cicadellidae.